AUGGCGUCAGUAACGUCCUUAGACAAGGAUCUGCGAAAGUUGCGCCUCGACAAGUAUACGCCCACUGCUGCGAAAGAGGUCAGCAGCUGGAUUGAGGGGGUUUUGGGAGAGAGGUUGCCUUCUGGUGACCUCCUUGACGGGCUGAAAGAUGGUGUCGCUUUGUGCAAAUUGAUUAACCUUGCGAUACCAUCACCCGGCGUCAAGUUCAAGAAGUCUGCGAUGCCUUUCGUUCAGAUGGAGAACAUUUCGCACUUUCUGCGCGCCUGCAAACAGCCCCCUCUGAACCUUCAAGACCACGACGUCUUCCUCACCGUCGACCUUUUCGAACAAAAAGAUCCUGCCCAGGUGCUGCAAUGCCUCGGAGCCUUUAGCCGUGCCGCACACGCAGCAAACCCGGCCAACUUCCCGUCGCCCAUCGGCUCCAAAACCCGCGGGGUGAUGAGCCCUCAAGGCACUGGGCGUGGAACCCCUUCGCCUACGAGAUCGCGCGGGUUGUCCAAUGCAUCUGGAUUCGGUUCCCCUCGGCCUAACCUAUCCAGUGCCAAGACUGGGGACCCGGGCUCGGGGAGAUGGAGUCCGACCAAGCCCACGUCUCCCGUUAGCAGCUGGAGUAGGAAGGAACAUGAAGGCGCCACUUCUCCAGCAUGGAACAUCGCUCAGUAUGGCUACAUGGGCGGUGCUAGCCAAGGAAACCUAGGCAUUUCGUUCGGAAGCCGGCGGCAGAUCACAAGUGCUGGCCCUUCUGUUCCUAGUCUUGCCGAGAAGGAAAAACGGCGAAAAGAUAAAGAAGUCGAGGAGGAUCGUCAGCGGCAACAGAUGGAGGAGCAUCGGCGUCAAAAAGAGGAAGAGCUCGAGCGCGAAGCUCAUCUGCGAGAAGAGCGAGAGAUUCAGCGUCUCGUGGAGGAGAAGCAAAGACAAGCCGAUCAAGAGCGACGCCAAUGGGAAGAGGAAGAGCGCAUGUGGAAGCUGACAGAAGAGAAGCGUCGCAAGGAGGAAGUAGAGGCCGAAACCCGCUUGGUCGAGGAACGAAACCGCGCCAGAAGCAAGAGUGAUGCUCGCCUGCGGGGACAAUUUCUCAGCCAGUACCAGUCGGAGCAGGGCAUCAAGCCCCAGAAGACCGGGGCUGACCGGAUUGCUGAGCUGGAGAAGGAGCUCGAAGAAGCUCGGGAGCGAGAAAGACGAUAUGAGCUUGAGCGCCAAGGGCGUCCGGGCAGGGCCCUUGCCGUCACCAAUGAUCCCAAGGCCCGGCUUAGGUCUAGGAGUCGGCCGUCAGACGGAACACCCAGCCGCCAAGAUUCAUGGUCCAGAAACGAGCGCGAGGUGCUCCAGACUGCGUGGUCUCAACACCAAGAGGCGCAAGACGAUGAUGAGCCCCCUGCACCGCCCCCGAGAUCUCCAAAGCCCCUUCCGGAUCCGAUGGCAGUCGCUCAACCGCCUCAAAAUGUUGUGGCUCACACGACGGGUGGUCGACCUCUUCCAGACCCUGCCGCGUACAAGGCGGCGACUCAGGCCCCACCCAGCCGAACAGACCGGUUCCUCGCUAGCAACGCCGCGCCGGCCUUACCCGGCGCUAAGCAGACUUACUCUCGCGAGCUGAGCGCUACGGCAGAGCAAGAUGCUGAGGAUCGCCGACGCGCUCAAAGCCAGAAUAAGACCAAGGCAGGAGGCUGGGCGUCCAAAUCGCUCCUCGAGCGCGAAAUGGAGAUGGAGCGUGAGCGUCAGCGUGAAUGGGAAGAAGCUCAGAAGGAGACGGCCAAGGCUGUUCCUGCUGGGAACGGCGUCGACGGUAUUGGCGGUGGCAUCGGAGGCCGCUGGGAUGUCAGCCAGUGGUCUGGUUACACUGGGGGCGACAACCAGAACAAGGGCGCCCAGGGAAUUGGAGCUGGUCGUAGACAGAUUGUCGGACCGAGACCGCUGCCUAAUGUCCCGCGAUAA
Molecule: messenger RNA, 1935 nt
Organism: Colletotrichum higginsianum IMI 349063
Lineage: Eukaryota; Fungi; Ascomycota; Sordariomycetes; Glomerellales; Glomerellaceae
Product: Calponin
Exons: 2
Coding region: 1-1935 (644 amino acids)
Molecular function (GO): protein binding
Source: RefSeq, a predicted model, not a curated record